Molecule: messenger RNA, 2560 nt
Organism: Salvia splendens (bonfire salvia)
Lineage: Eukaryota; Viridiplantae; Streptophyta; Magnoliopsida; Lamiales; Lamiaceae
Product: WD repeat-containing protein 25
Exons: 6
Coding region: 470-1810 (446 amino acids)
Molecular function (GO): protein binding
Source: RefSeq, a predicted model, not a curated record
GAUUUUCCUCGUGCUGGUGAUUGUUCGGAAUUUAUGUUUAUUAUGCUGGAGUAUUAAUGAAUAGAAAAAUCAAUUUAGGAUAGAAGCAUUAGAGACUUGACUCAGCUCUUCAGUAUAUUCAUCGGGGUGAAAAGUUCUAGAAGGAGACAGCUUAUUGUAAUUGGAAACAGAAACUAUUUGCUGCUCCAAUUAGAGAAUUUCUGUUCUAGUUCCUUUCCUGCUUAUAAUUAUAUGUUAUUGCUUCUCCAGUAUGCUAGUUUUGGCUUAUGGCUAUCAUUGAUCUGAGUUGCUGCUGGUGGAGUGGAGGAUUUUAUUAUACAUAUUUGUUGAUAAUGUGUUAUCAAUACUUAUCAUUGCCACUACCUGAACAUAAAAUCAACCAUUUAUAUUAAAGUACUUUAUCUUGGAAAGGUUAGGCCUAGUCUCAAAAUUAAACAUAUGCUCACAUCAAACAAGAAUCCGCACUAAAAUGGAUCUUCUCAGUAAAGCAUACUCAACUGCUUCCGAUUCCGAUGAGGAUGGUGGCGCUGGGAGGAAAGAUGGUGGUGGUGGAGUACCAGAGCAAUGGGGUCCAUUGCCGCCUCCUCCGAAACGCCUCAGACCCAAAAAGUUAUCGACGAGUCAGAUCCAGAUGGCCACAUUUCCUCCGCCAAGUCACCACGCAGAAGCCCCGAUUGCUGGAAGAUAUAUAUCCAAGCGGCAAAGAGCAGCCACCUUGGAUCCUAUACCAACUACCGGGAACCGGAGUUACAUAGCACCUUCACCAGUGAAGGGAAGCAUUUCUGUUACAGAUGUACCACAUGCUAUUUUGACAACACUGCAGCGUCGUACGAAAGCCUGCCAAAAUCUAGUGUCUCUUUCUGCUGCUCUGGAUGGGCACACGAGCUCUGUCAACACGGUGCAGUGGUCCACAACUCAUGCUCAUCUUCUUGCAUCUGCCAGCAUGGAUCAUACUGUGAACAUAUGGAAUGUAUGGAGUGGAGGUCAGAAACGAGCAUGUACGUUUGACUAUCAUCGUGCAGCUGUAAAAGAUGUGAAAUGGUCUCAUCUGGGAUUAUCUGUACUCUCUUGUGGUUAUGAUUGCACAUCCAGAUUGGUUGAUGUUGAAAAGGGAAUGGAGAUUAAGGUUUUUAAGGAGGACCAAAUAGUACAAGUUGUAAGAUUUUCUCCAAACAACUAUGAUCUUUUUAUUUCUGGGGGAUCAAAAGGUCACCUCAAACUGUGGGAUAUUAGGACUGGGACAGUGGUCCAUGAAUAUGUCCGCAGUCUUGGCCCAAUCCUUGACGUAGAAUUUACUGUUGACGGCUUGCAGUUAAUGACCUCAAGUGAUGUGUCUAAAAGCAAUAUCAGUGAAAAUUCAAUUAUAGUUUGGGAUGUUUCACGGCAAGUUCCUUUAUCCAAUCAGGUUUACGCAGAAGCUUACACAUGCCCUUCUAUAAGAUGCCACCCAUUUGAGCCAUAUUUUAUUGCACAAUCCCAUGGAAACUACAUAGCUAUAUUCUCUUCCAGACCACCGUUUAAACUUGACAAGUAUAAGAGAUACGAAGGUCAUGGUGUCUCUGGUUUCCCUGUCAAGUGCAAUUUCAGUUUGGAUGGGAAUUUGGUGGCCUCUGGAUCCUCUGAUGGCUGUAUCUACUUUUAUAACUCUAAAACGUCUGAACUUCUAAGCAAGGUAAAGGCAUACGAGCAGGCAUGUAUAGAUGUUGUAUUCCACCCUGUCUUGCCUAAUGUAGUUGCUAGCUGUAGCUGGAAAGGCGAGAUCUCCGUUCUCCACAAAGAUAGAAAUAACAAUUGGAAAGUCUCACCAUGAAUUGCUUGAGCAUGCUGAAUCAGAUUGGAAAGUCAAGAAUCUGAAUGAUGUACUUAGCUCUUAUGGGAACUCCGGACAAACCAGAGACUUAAGCAAAAGCAAACGUGUAAACACUCAAUGACUGGAUCAGAUGCUGAAAAUGAUUCUCUGUGGUGCUGGGAAAUAUGGUGUGUUUGGAAUGCUGCAUGAUAGGAAACAUGAAAGAAAUAUGGGAGAAAGUUCAUUGUUGUAUUGCUUAAAAAGAUAGUCUACAAGGACUACAUAAUCAGCUAUAUAUGCAUAGCAUAGGAAGGAUCUAGACAUUAUCCAUCACUGAAAGACAAAGACACUAACUAACUAUGGAAUAUAUACACAGAAUAUUAUUAACAAGAUUGCAACAAAAUAUUGUUGGUUUUCAGAGAUGAGUUGGCAUCGUCAAUUCUAUCCAUUUUGAUGUGAUGAUCUAGAACAGAUACUGCGAGCUUUCCACGUAGGCCAUCCAUCGAAUCAUCAUUGGAAGUGGCACAUGUGUGAGAUGGAUUAUGUGAGCUAACACUGCAUAUCAGCUAUCAGUUGCUACACCCUGAAUCCUUCUAAAUUUCAGAAAACCUUGGAGAAGAAGAAGCAGAAGAACGAAGGCAAGCAGAACAAGGAAGGCUGUAUUUGAUUUAUUCUACCAUUAUUAUAACGUUAAAUCCAUGUAGUUGUAUGUUAUUACACACAUUAAAUAAAAUUAAUGACUAACUAAUAACCUGACUGCAUAUUUGUUAA